GAAAUUUUAUCACAUACUACACGCAUUUCACGUCGUACUGUCAGGAUCCGGGGACGAGGGAUUGAAAGCAUCGAAAAAAGUAUAAAGAAGACGACUCACUAGUUGUUCAGCAGUAAUACAAAUCAGGAGUUUUCUGGGAAAAUCAAAGGGAAGAAGAGAAAGGGAAAAUCCACUUAUUUAAGCCUUGUGAGAAGCGGGACAGCAGGAGAAAAGAAUUCACCUGUACGUUCGAAUGAUGUGACUAGCCAUUUUAUUUAGCCCAAUUCUGAGAUUUUCUUUCAUUCUACAUUUCUGUUGCGGUGAGCUCAUAACAUUUUGCUUAACGAAACUAACUGCGGAAAAUUUGAGCUCCCACAAAAAAAAAAAAGAAAAACUUCACGGGUUUGGUACGAGUGCGCGCCUGUUUGGGUUCGGUGUGUGGAAUAGAGUGAGCGCCAGCAGAGUUGUGAAAAGUUUAGAGGAGUGAAAAUAUGUCGUUACAGAAAGAGCUGGAUCAGGUGAUGAAGUGCAGAGGAGGAUCAGUCCUCGGGAAGAAGACCAUUUUGAAGAGUGACCAUUUUCCAGGUUGCCAGAACAAACGCUUGUCUCCACAGAUUGAAGGCGCUCCCAAUUAUCGUCAGGCCGACUCCUUACAUGUUCACGGUGUUGCUAUCCCAACAAUUGAGGGUAUUCAAAAUGUUCUCAAGCAUAUUGGUGCGCAAAGUGGGGGGAGAAAAGCACGAGUUAUUUGGUUUAAUCUUCGUGAGGAACCGGUUGUGUACAUUAAUGGACGCCCCUUUGUUCUGCGUGAUGUGGAGAAACCAUUCACCAACCUUGAGUACACGGGUAUCGAUAGGGAAAGGGCUGAGCAAAUGGAAGAUCGUUUGAAGGAAGACAUCCUGUUGGAAGCUGCAAGAUAUGGAAAUAAGAUCCUUGUAACUGAUGAACUGCCAGAUGGUCAUAUGGUAGACCAGUGGGAACCAGUGUCAUGUAAUUCUGUGAAGACACCACUUGAGGUGUAUAAGGAAUUGCAAAUGGAAGGAUACCUAGUUGAUUAUGAACGUGUUCCUAUAACAGAUGAAAAAUCACCAGAAGAGAUGGAUUUUGAUGCUUUAGUUCACAAAAUUUCUCAGGCUGAUGUAAACACAGAGAUAAUUUUUAAUUGUCAAAUGGGGCGUGGACGAACUACAACUGGAAUGGUCAUUGCAACUCUGAUUUACCUUAAUCGAAUUGGAGACUCUGGUACUCCUUCCUCUGUAAUUUUUUCUACUUUUCUAACUUGUGCCCUUUUUUUUUGG
This is a messenger RNA of Neltuma alba, 1277 nucleotides long. Its product is annotated as paladin-like. The annotation marks the transcript as partial. Lineage: Eukaryota; Viridiplantae; Streptophyta; Magnoliopsida; Fabales; Fabaceae. The transcript is spliced from 7 exons. The record is from RefSeq and is a predicted model, not a curated record.